GCUGCAUCCUUGAGCCCUUGUAAAUGGGCGCGACUGGGGGGUGGCGUUGUUAGUGUUUUGACGUGCUGGGAGGUGGAAGGAGCAGGUUGAUCUCUGCUUCCUAUGCGCUGGAACUGAGCUGUGAACUGUAGCUGAAGAGAUAUAUUUAGCGCGAAGACUGUAGCCGUAGCGAACACUGCCGUACCUGCCUGCCUUCCCUCCGCGGUAUGCCGCCAUGGAUGUGAGCGUGAAAAUUGAAAAGAUGGACGUGGAGCUGAGUGGCGGCGAGGAGCCGCUGCCGACGGCGCCGGAGCCGCGGCCGGCCGGCGCCGGGAUCCGCCGGCAGCCGCCGCCGCCACUGCAGCUCCACCAGCCCGGCGCCGACGAGCCGGGCCCAGAGCGGCCGCUGGCCGCGCACGGCGGGCCGCCGCUGGCCGCCGCCGCCGUGAAGCGCCACAAGCCGAUCCCGCCGCCGCUGGACCUGCGCAUGCCGGCGUCGCCGCUGCUGUGCCCGCCACGCACCGCCAUCCCGGUCAUAUCGCCCAGCAGCCCGUACCACCAGAAAAACCUGCCCUUCCGCAAACGAGCGUUCAGCUGGAGUAACCUGAAGCUGGAGGACGGCGUGCCGUCGACCGUUGACCACGAGCUGCCUGAGGAGCCGCCGCUGUCGGCGCCGCCGCCGCCGGGCGCCGGACCGCUGCUCUCGCCGCGGCCGCUGAUCCGCGUGGACGCCACGUCUCGGUCCGUGCCGUGCACGCCGCACCUGGCGCUGCUGACGCCCAGCGCGCUGCUCAGCCCGGCGCCCAGCCACGUCAGCUCGUCGGCCGGCUCCAGCCAGGAGGAGAUCCGCACCGGCGACCGCUUCCUGUUUCCGCCGGCCGGCGUGCCUCCCGCCUCGCCGCACGCCUGGCACUCCUCCGUCUGGCACACCUUCAUGGCCGGUACCAAGAUCAGUUUCCACCUGUCGGAGCCGUACUGGAUGCCGGUCGAGGAGCUGGUGCGUCUGGACGGCUCGGCGGCGCCGUACGGCCUGCUGCUGCGCGCCGUGCACACGGACGUGGUCGGCGUGGAGCCGGACCGCUGCGUGCUCCACCUGCAGGCCGUCUACACGGGACAGCCAGAGUUCCUGGCCGCCUGCGCCGUCCAGCAGCCCUUCUUCGUGCAGAACGUCGGCUGGUCGUCGCUGUGCCCCGAGCAGACGUUCGAGCAGUACUCUGUGCCGUGCCGGGAGCUGCGCCAGGGCGACGUCUGUCUGACCAGCGGCGGCCCGCUCCAGUCGCCCCGGCCGCCGCUCUCCGUCGCCCACACGCCGCCCGGCUCGCCGGCCGCCCGCGUCGUGCCGCCGCCGCCCCCGCCCGGACCGGCCGGCGGCGGCCGCCCAGGAGCGCCGCCGCCCUCUCCCGCCGCCGCCUCCGCCGCCGCCGCCGCCGCCGACAAGCCCGUGAAGCCCAAGCGACCCAUGAACGGGUUCAUGCUGUUCGCCAAAAAGUACCGUGUGGAACUGAUCAACCAGCACCCGGGAAAGGACAACAGGGCCAUCAGUGUGAUGCUGGGGGAGACCUGGAAGGGCCUGCCGCCCGAGGAGCGCGAACGGUUCACCCAGCAGGCGCGCAUUCUUGCCGAGGAGAAGAAGCGCAUGUACCCCGACUGCUGGAAACGCAAGCGUUCCGUGUCAGCCAGCUGAGCGCUCGGCCGGCGCUGACGCCAGCCGGGAUCGCCGGCGUCGGCUGACGUCUGGGACGUCUGUGAUCAACCGGGCUUUCACACUGAUCGGUAAGGGCCGGCCGGCUCGGCGCUCUAGUGGCCACGGGCGGAGAUUGUAGUUGUCAGGCGGGUGUCAGUUGCCAGGCGGCGCUGGUGUCGCCGCCGGCGGGGCCCUGUUGCCUGUCGGGCGGGCCUCCCUGGCGCCCGGGGAGGCGGCCACACGGGUACGGUUUUAGCUCUGAGAGAGGCGACCCCGGGUCGGCCGCAGCACAAUGAUGAGAUUCCCGAACGAGCGAGAGAUAUGUUAUGCUAUACGGAGG
This is a messenger RNA of Amphibalanus amphitrite, 2003 nucleotides long. RefSeq names its product HMG box-containing protein 1-like. NCBI's taxonomy places the organism in Eukaryota, Metazoa, Arthropoda, Thecostraca, Balanomorpha, Balanidae. Gene Ontology annotation, biological process: regulation of transcription by RNA polymerase II. Gene Ontology annotation, cellular component: nucleus. Gene Ontology annotation, molecular function: RNA polymerase II cis-regulatory region sequence-specific DNA binding; DNA-binding transcription factor activity, RNA polymerase II-specific; protein binding. The coding region runs from base 215 to 1663 and encodes 482 amino acids. The record is from RefSeq and is a predicted model, not a curated record. The transcript is spliced from 6 exons.